Alosa sapidissima (American shad) is the source of this 3238-nucleotide messenger RNA. It is a transcript of the gene plppr2b, whose product is annotated as phospholipid phosphatase related 2b. Gene Ontology annotation, molecular function: phosphatidate phosphatase activity. The record is from RefSeq and is a predicted model, not a curated record. NCBI's taxonomy places the organism in Eukaryota, Metazoa, Chordata, Actinopteri, Clupeiformes, Clupeidae. The transcript is spliced from 8 exons. Bases 443 to 1561 code for a protein of 372 amino acids. Gene Ontology annotation, biological process: phospholipid dephosphorylation; phospholipid metabolic process; signal transduction.
ACGGGGGGACAUCAGAGCGGCUCUCGCAUGCGGCGUCCUCUGCCUCCCCCUCAACUCCCCCCAACUCCAGAGAGGAGGGGCACUGCUGCUGCUGCCGCCGCCACCACUGCCACAGCAGCACUCUCUGCCUGUCUGCCACCGGGCUUAGGAGCGGAGCGGAGAGGAGGACACAAUACAGAGAAGAAAAGAGAGAGAGAGAGAGAGAGAGAGAGGGAGAGAGAGGGAAGAAGCAUUUCUCUUUCUCAGAGAGGGAGAGUGAGAGAGGGAAAAGAGCACUGCAAAAGAAAGACGGGGACACCAGUCCGCUGUGCCCCCCCCCACUCUGAUUUCUGAAAGCAGUCACUGGGAAAUGGCUCAGAAGUGAAUCACAGCUGAGAGCAUUGCAGCCACCAGGAAGGAGGUGUGAAGGACAAACGGGGUUGGAGGCAAAAGAGGAGGCAGUAUGCCAGGUGUGUCGGGAAUGAGGACAGGCGUCGGAGGGAGGAUGCUAGGUGUGUCAGGAAUCAGGACGAACAUCGGAGGAGGAUCUGGGAUGAAGAAAAGCACCUACAUAGUGCCAUGUUUCCUUUUCGUGGAGCUGGUGAUCAUGGCCGGGACGGUUCUCCUGGCGUACUACUUUGAGUACACGGACACGUUCCCCGUCCACGUCCAGGGCUUCUUCUGCUUCGACAAGACCUUCUCCAAGCCCUACCCAGGACCGGAGGAUGAGAGCAAGGCUCCCCCAGUGCUGGUCUACUCCCUGGUUACGGCCAUCCCUACUGUUCUGAUCCUGAUUGGGGAGCUGAUGCGCUUCUUUAACAAGUCAGCAGCCACUCAGGAGAGGACCAUCGUGAGUGCAGACUGCUGCUUCUUCAGUCCACUCCUGCGGCGCAUCGUUCGCUUCCUGGGUGUGUACUCCUUUGGCCUCUUCACCACCACCAUCUUCGCCAACGCUGGCCAGGUGGUGACAGGAAACCAGACCCCCCACUUCCUGUCCGCCUGCCGGCCCAACUACACGGCCCUGGGCUGCCAGUCUCCCGUGCAGUACAUCACUGAGAGGAGAGCCUGCACGGGAAACCCCUACCUGAUCGCCCACGCCCGCAGGUCCUUCCCCUCCAAAGAUUCCGCCCUCAGCAUGUACUCCGCUAUCUACACCGUGAUGUACGUGACAAAUGUGUUCCACACCAAGGGCACACGACUGACCAAGCCGACGCUGUGUCUGACGGCCCUGUCUCUGGCCGUGCUGGUGGGAGUGGUGCGGGUGUCGGAAUACCGUAACCACUGGUCAGACGUGCUCGCUGGGUACCUGACCGGAGGAUCCAUCGCCGCCUUCCUGGUGACCUGCGUGAUCAACAACUUCCAGCAGACGCGGCGUCCGGCCGUGGUGCCCCUCCCGCUGAGGCCGCUUCCCCCCCAGGCCACUCUGAGCAUGCCCGCCGUCACCCUGCCCCGCGUGGAGAGUCCACACGAAAAGCUCGACGGGGUCCCUAUACUGAGAUCACAUGACCAUCAGCCUUUCCUGUGCCCCGCCCCUCCCGACGUCCUUCUGCACUCGCGUCGCUGCAUCUCCAGCGCAGUCUAGACCUGCCCUCUGACCGCGCCCCCCUGUGUGCCGCACACCCCCGCGGCCGACCCCCCCUGCUCCGCUCCUACUCAACUCAGGUCUAGACAGAAUCCCCUCCCAUCUCACACACACACACACACACUCCCCCACACAUCAUAUCUACGCCCGUCUGGACUUUAAAAUAUUCCUACAGCAAUACAGUUGAAAUUUGUAUUAUAUUCGUCCCCUUCACCUUGUCCUCCAUUUCACUCCCUUUUGUCCUUCCCUCUUGGAUUUUUCUUCUUACGUGAAAAAGGAAAAGAAGUCGCCAGACUAUGGAAUGAACUUCAGCCAAAGUGCAACUUCUACUAAAAAGCAUUUAAGGUUUUAUUCGUUUUGAAUACUGCACAUGGAAAAUACAAUGAGCACGGCACACAAAGCUGAAACGAAAACAACAACAUACGGGGUCCAAAACUGAGAAAAGACAGAGCACUGCAAAUGGACUCUUCCUGUUUUACUGUUGCCAAUGUCACCUUUGCCUGUGGAAAUGGCUACAGAAACAACGGCUAAGAACAUUACAUGGACAAUAUGGAAACAGCAAACUCAGACUGUUUUUCUUGAUUUUAUUCAAACCAGAAAACAACUAUUACACUAUAGGUUGAGUUGUAUAGCAGAGACACUGUGGUAUCUUUACAUGAUUUAAAUAAGGUUGAGUAGGUUGUUUUCUUGUUUUUUGUGUGUGUGUGUGUGUGUGUUUUGUUAAAGUAUCGCUUUCCUGUUUAAAGUAUUCAGAUGCCCCUCGUUCAUGGCACCUGUAGCUCCAUCCAACAUUCCAAACCAGACCAUUCAAGUGUCAAUACCGUAUAGACAAGACGCUGGAUAAGUAUUAUGGGAAAUCCUGAAUUAGAUGGAUGUAAUGGACUGGUAUGGCCAGUAGUAACACAGUAGGCAUGCACAAGCACAUUCAUAUACACAAACACUGAAAGACAUUUUCCCUGUUCUGUAUACAAACUCAUCGCAAACUUGGUUAAUUGUUUUAUUCUCCUAUUGAUGUAAUUGUUUCAUUGCUUGAUAGCUAUGAUACGUCUGUUUUUUUUACCGUGUUCACAGACCUCACUUGGCAUGGACGUUUUAUGCUGAUGUUAGUUUGAGUAAAUGUCUUUGUUGUUUAACGGUUCCCUUUUUGAGACAGCCUGUGGUGUAGCAUGGGCCGGUGCUCUGCUCUGCUCUUCUCUUGUCAUGUCAUGUCUCGCCCCUCUGCAGCUCACCUCCUUUGUGUGACACUGAUCUCCAAACCACAUCCAUAACCACAUCACAUCCAUCUGCACAGAAAGGCCAACCCUUACACUUUUGCAGGGAUGGUUGUCUUGGCCAGUUGCUCAAAGCUUUCACUUUCACACAUCUCCUUCUCUUUCUUUUAUCCAUCGAAGUUCAUCAGGGUAUCUCCUACCCCCACAUACACACUUUCUACUUAUGAAACUGUAUAAUUUGUUUGAUACUUUCAUCAGUCUAGUGUGUCUGUCACUCAAAGGUCCAUCAGAGGAGGCAGAAGAGGACAGGGGGCCAUUUUACCACACAAGGCUCCAAUCACCUGCCUCUCACCCUCUCCACACUGUAAUGUUUGUAAAAGUUUGUAAAUACAUUUCUUUUUCAAAUAAAAAUGGCUAUUUUAUGGAUACAACGCUUAUAGGCCAUGUAGAAAAAAAUACCACAGUG